Molecule: messenger RNA, 333 nt
Organism: Triticum turgidum subsp. durum (durum wheat)
Lineage: Eukaryota; Viridiplantae; Streptophyta; Magnoliopsida; Poales; Poaceae
Source: the annotation of a GenBank genome assembly
AUGGCGCGGAGCUUCUCGACGGACACGUCCGCCGACGGGGAGGCCGGGGCGCGCGUGGCCUGCGGCUCAAUCCAUUCAAGCUUGAGGCUGAGGUCGUCCUGCGUUGUGCGAAUGCCAGAAGGCACGCGCAGGGCGGCGCGACAGGUGGCAGCGCUGCUCCGUCGUGGCCGCGCUGUGGAAGUGGAAGGGGAUGAGGAAGACUGGACCAAGAAGAGGCGCUGGGCCCGGAGUGCCGCCAUGCUUCCCUGGAGGCUGGCGACUGGACUGCAGCGGGUUUCGAAGGCGAAGUGGCUCCAAGGUUUUGCUGCUUCCCGUGUCGUGUUGAUGAACUGA